Messenger RNA from Sitodiplosis mosellana (orange wheat blossom midge), 548 nucleotides. RefSeq lists its product as uncharacterized. Lineage: Eukaryota; Metazoa; Arthropoda; Insecta; Diptera; Cecidomyiidae. The transcript is spliced from 2 exons. The record is from RefSeq and is a predicted model, not a curated record. The coding region runs from base 51 to 473 and encodes 140 amino acids.
UUUUUUUCCUUAUAAACGACCACAUCAUUUUUUCUUCAAAAAAAAAAGAAAUGGAUAAUAGAGAUGAAAAUAGAUUUCCCGUGCGUGGUGAAGAUGAUCAACCGCCACCAGAACGACAGGAAAUACCGCCACAACAGCUGAAUGAACUUGUUGCGCCACAGCGACCCAACAAUCCGGACCAAGAACGUGCAUUGCAUAUGAACCAGCUAGAACAUGCAUUCCGUGCCUUUCGAGCAUUAAUGGACGGCGGACAUGGCCUGGAUCUGAACGCAGUACGACAGGCUGCUGUGGUUGCUUUGCGUAAUGCUCGACCAGGACUCCCUGACGGGCGAAUCCUGGCGCAGGUGGACAACGUUCUGGAGUCUAUCGAUCCGGCUCCCCCACUUCCUGUACCGCAUGGAAUUGGAAAUGUGGAAAACAUCAACCACGUCAACAACAAUGCCAAUGAAAACAUUAACAAUGAACAAAAUUAAGUUCACUUAUUGGACUCCAUUCAUUUCAAUAAAAAAAUAUUUUUUUUCCUCGUAAAAAACGGUUUAUUUCAAAUA